Molecule: messenger RNA, 1339 nt
Organism: Rubroshorea leprosula
Lineage: Eukaryota; Viridiplantae; Streptophyta; Magnoliopsida; Malvales; Dipterocarpaceae
Source: the annotation of a GenBank genome assembly
GUUUUUUUUCACUAACUUCCUUGAUGACUGGAGUUAUGAAGACGUGGUAUACUUUCCGCAAAUAUGGUAGAGUCUUGGAUAUCUACAACCCGUUGACGAAAUUGAAGUCAAGGAAGAGAUUUAGCUUUGUAAGAUUCUUAACUGUUAAGGAUGAGGUGGUGUUGGAGCGCCAACUAGACCAAAUCACAGUAGGGGCAUCCAAAUUGUGGGUUAACAAACCAAGGUUCAAGAAAGAGGAGGAGAGAAGCAGAGUUGUUAAAAGGCCAGUUGAGAAGAAUCAUGUUAAACCACGGAGAUCCUAUGCAGAGGUUGUGAAAGGAAAUCAUGGGAUGAUAGCCAAUAAAAUGAUACAACCACAGUCGGUAAUGGAUGUUGGAUCUGAUCAAAAUAUGCAGCAAAAAGGUGAUUGGCCCAAAGCUACAUCACGAAUAUGGAAGGUGAAGAAUGAUGAUUGUGUAAGCGAUGGCUUGGAGUUCACAACGAAAGAGGAGGAUUUCCUUUGGCUAAAAGGCUGUUACGUGGGAACUUUAUAUUCAAUGGAAAUGAUACUGACAUUACAAGAGAAAUUCUUCAUGGAAGGGUAUUUCUCUUGUAAGGUAAGACCAAUGGGAGGACGAUUGGUUUUAUUAGAGGGUAGCGAUCAGGAUGAGAUCAAGGAUUUGGCCGAAAUAGCAAUGGAUUGGUUAGGGCAAUGGUUCGAAGAUGUAAAACCGUGGGACCCAACAAUGGUUGCCAGAGAAAGCAAAAAGAAACGCUUUGACAUAGGGCGUAUAUUGAUCUCUACUCCAGUCAUGAGCUUCAUCACGAAAUCUAUGAAAAUCAAAGUUAAUGGGGAGCCAGACGUGAUUAAGGUAAUGGAGGAAAAGGCCACUAAUGGCAUAUUUUCUAUGAAGUCCGAUCAUGUGUUCAAAGAGCUAAGUGCUUCAGAUGAGUUUAGCUCAGAAUCUUGGUCCUUACACAGUGAGAUUGAGGGUGCUUGUGGCGAAUCUGUUCAUGGUGGAAGCUGGGUCGGGGGCAAAUGGAAGGACACUACCCGGGAUCUAUGGAUUGUAGAUUGUAGAUGGUGGAUGGCGGAUGGUGGAUGGUGGAUGGUGGAUGGUGGAUGGUGGAUGGUGGAUGGUGGAUGGUGGAUGGUGGAUGGUGGAUUGUGGAUCGUGGAUUGUGGAUUAUGUAUUGUGGAUUGUGGAUCGUGUAUUGUGGAUUGAUGAUUCAGUAUCAUUGAUCGUGGAUUGUGGAUUGUUGUACGGCCUUCAAGGACGAAAAAUGAAAUCUUUUGGUUUCGAGGAAAGAAUUGUAUUUUUCUUUAUCGUUUCGUUUUCAAUAAAAAUUUAGUUUUAAA